UCACGAACACUGGUGGACACCGAGGAACUUUUUGCAGGACCCCGAAGUGUUGGGGUGAUCCCGCGGCGGGGUGAAGCGGGGGCAGACAGGGCCGAACAGAAAGUAGGAUGUGGGUCUGGUACCUCCUGCUCGGUUCGGGAACGGGCACGCGCUCGGUCGAGAGCCAGCUUCUGCCUGGAAAUAACUUCACCACUGAGUGUAACAUCCCAGCAAACUUCAUGUGUGGCGAUGGAGUGUGUAUCUCCGCAAGCUGGCAGUGUGACGGCGUUCCUGACUGCAGUGACAAGAGUGACGAGAAGGCUUGUCCAAAGGUGAAGUCUAAGUGUGCCCCCAAAUUCUUUGGCUGUGCCAAUGGUGUCCACUGCAUCAUCGGCCGCUUCAGAUGCAACGGAAUUCGUGACUGUCCUGACGGCAGUGACGAGGACAACUGCACUGGUAAUCCUCUCGUGUGCUCGGCAGCACGUUUUCACUGCCGAAACGGCCGGUGCGUGGACCGAAGCUUUCUCUGUAACGGCCAGGACAACUGCAAGGAUAACAGCGAUGAAGAGAACUGCCUCUCCACAGCAGAGGCUCCAGGACAGGAUUUUGUGACACUAGACUACCGGUUGCGCUACUACCCCAGCAUCACGUAUGCUGUCAUCGGCAGUGCCAUUAUCUUCAUCUUAGUGGUGGCGCUGUUGGCCCUAGUGCUGCAUCAUCAGAGGAAAAGGAGUGUUUUAUUGCCCCGUGUCGGUGCCCACCCUCACCACCAUCAGCCACUGCUGCUUUCCCGGCUGGUGAUUGUGGACAGAGGACAGGUCUCACCGCCGUCCUCCUCGCCGUCAGCACACUUCAGCUCGGCACACAGCCUGCAGAUGCUCACCAGCUCACUCUACCCACAAGGCACCUCACUGGAGUCACCUCCCUCAUACUCUCAGGCUGUGCUCGAUGUCAGUCGACCACCAUGGUUUGAUCUCCCGCCUCCCCCGUACCCUCCUGAUGGUGAAGCUACAGGUGAGAGACAGCCACCCGUUUAUGAAGCCUCAGCACCGGUCAGCGAGUCGCCCCGGCCCGGACAUGAUAGCGCACAAGCCCAGAGCAUCCCCCCCAGUAUCAGAUCUGAUACACGACAGCCUCCAUCCAGCAGCUCAGGCUCCAGCUCCUUGGUGGAGGCUCAGCAGCUCUAGCUGUCAGACAGGCUGCCAUUGUACAUAAGACACACAGACUUGUAGAACACUUAACACGUGGUGAACGAUGUAAGAUGUUACAUGCUUUGCAGCACAGGAACAGAAAAGUACUGCACCCCAAAAAAACUCGGAGCACUUCGACUGUUGAAAGGUGGAAGAUGCCAUCUGCUGGUAAAUACGUGUCAUUGCAGCUGAUAAAAGAAAUACAGGGAUGAGAAACUGAGGAUUCACGUUGUACAGAGAAGAUGUUUCAUUUCCAGAGUGGACUUCAAACGACAAACUUGUUCUGCAUUAAGUUGAUGCAGACACCAAACUACAAUGCCUUCACCUUUAAAAACACUAAAAUACUUAAAGACUACAUCAUCUUAAAUAACUGAAUAUUGUACUAAUUACUAUUAGUAGUGUAUUUUGUCAUUUAUUUUCACCCAGUGCUUUGUAACACUUCUUACUAUGCAAAGUGAAUUAUGUGAAGAAAAAACCCUUUACAACCAAAACCCAGUACAUCAGUGCUGUACUUUAGGAGUUAAUGAUACAUAUUGUACAUUAUCUAAGCUUUUUGAAGUCUCGUUAUUAUAAUCAAUGUGAAUUUAAUACAGCCAGUAGGAUUCAUUUACACAGAAUGAAGAACAUAAACUCUCUCAGUCUUUCUCUCAAGCUUUGUUUAAGUACUUACACUCUUAUACUCUUGCUUCCUUAGUAAAUCCCAACCACCACUAUGUUACCAAAGUGAGCCUUCCUAGUAAGGAUGGGCGAUUAGUCUUGUUUACAUCAACUUGUUUAUCAACCAACAUGGCUUUCUUGGUAACUUAUUGUCAUUUUUACUAGAGCUCAGUCUGUUAAACUACAGAAAUGUUAUACCUGGUGUUAUAAAACGGAUAGUUCCGGUCCUAAAAUCUGAUUGGCUGAGCCGCGUUCGAAGCCGUUGUAAAAUCCCCGAUAAACUCACACCUAUGACCACCUCACAUCAUUCCAUAUUAAUACGCCACUGAAAAGAAAAAGUUAAUGUUAUUUUUGCCCUCAUGUUGCCUAGCAACACUGUUAAUCGAACUACCUGGCGUCGUGGAAGAAUGCUUUAUUGUAAGUUUAUACACAAUAAAUACUAUGAUUAAACAUUGUUGUAUUUUAUUAUAUUUUAUGUUGACCGCUGUUUUAUAAAAGCAAUAAGCCACUCGAGACCGUGCGUUACUGCUAUGAUUUUAUCACGGGGAAAGAAGUUUUAGGCACUCCGCUUCGCGUCGUGCCAAAAACGUCAUCCCCGUGAUAAAAUCACAGUAACGCACAGCCUCUCGUGGCUUAUUGCUUUAUUUGACUAUGGGGUGUAUUCACAAGCCUUAAUAAUAAUGAGAAUAAUAAGAACCUAUGCUAUACUAAUUAUGUGAAGCACUUUUCACACAAAUCCAUAACUAAUUUUGGUAGUUUAGUUCACUAUUUAUUACCAUUAAAAUAUGCAGCCUAAAUAGAAUGUAUUAGGUGGCCCUUUUUCUGAAAAUCAUGUACAUUGUACCUUCAUUCUUGUAUAACAGAAUUAAUAUAUAACGUUUCUCUUCUAAAUUGUCUCUGAACUAAAAACCCAUUUCUAGUCUCAGUAAGUAUUACUGCAGGAGGCUCAUCAGCCAGUUGUAUUAUAUGAAUCCUUCUUCUUAUGGGAUAUCCCCUCCUAUUAACCCUGUGCAUGCCUUCUAGAAAUUUUAAGCACAUGCUGCACUAUAUGGCCAAGUUAUGUGGACCCCUAAACCAAAGCUUGAUGGAUAUCCAAUUCCCAAUUAACAGGCACUAGGAAGACUUCACUUCUUCAGUCAGGCUUUGUCUGAUUUUUGGGCUGAUUGGCUUUGUCUGAGGGGGUGGCCCCAUGAGGGAUUGGCGUCCUGUGUGGGGUGUGUCUGCUGCAUUGCACUGGACCUUCCGCAACCCUGACCAGUAAAAAACAAUGGUAAAACAUGACAGUGAAAUAAUAAAAAAAUAAAAAAAACGAUUUAUAUAGUUGGUAACAGUGGGUGUCCUGAACUCAGUCAUUAGAGGCUGUCCACAUAAUUUUGCUAAAUAGUGUAUAUUUAAUAGUUUAAGCCAUUGUGCCUUAAAGACCAAAAAUAGAUUUGUAGAAAUGUAGUCAUUAAUUACACCUAUUGUAUAAGGGAAACUGUAAUCAUUAUUGUGAUCACGUUUGAAGGAAGCUUUUAUCGUGCUUAUCUGACAAUCAGUUUCUCUGCAGUCACUUACGUACGUGUUUUGAAUGCAAAUUAAAAAUGUUUACGUUUGUACAAAUGAUAGCCCAGUGUUAAAAAGAACACUUUGUGUGAUCCUUUAGGUAAAUAUUACUAUUACUCUCAAAGUAUUAUUUCAUAAGCUAGCCAUUAAGGUAUGACAUCAUUUCACUGUACAACUUUAUUGAUGUGUGAGGCAUUGUGAUACAAUAAUCUACUGUUAAACAUUUAUCUGACUUAAAUCAAUUUCAGUAUGCUAUAAAUAAUCCUGAAAUUUGUAAAUGUGAAUUGCACAAAAAAUGAACUGCCGUUUGUAAAUCCAACACAUCAGAUUGUUAUUUGUGACUUGUACGUUUUGCUAUGGGACAGAUUUGUGUGAAGGAUGGAGACUUGUUUGAAGUCAUUAUUUUCUGUUUGCUGUUUGUCUCAUGUGGACGAAGUGGUACGUUUGUGUCUGUAUUUAAAAACAAAUAUUUGUGAAUAUAAGGGUAAACUGGAAAGUUGUGUAAAUGGAAAGUAUUACUUUAUUACAUGUGUCCUUCUGUAAAUAAA
This is a messenger RNA of Trichomycterus rosablanca, 3919 nucleotides long. RefSeq names its product low density lipoprotein receptor class A domain containing 3 (gene ldlrad3). Gene Ontology annotation, cellular component: plasma membrane. Gene Ontology annotation, molecular function: protein binding. Gene Ontology annotation, biological process: receptor-mediated endocytosis. The transcript has 6 exons. Bases 108 to 1166 code for a protein of 352 amino acids. The record is from RefSeq and is a predicted model, not a curated record. Lineage: Eukaryota; Metazoa; Chordata; Actinopteri; Siluriformes; Trichomycteridae.